CAGUAAAACUGUCUACAAUCGAGUCUCAUUUUUCAGGCAGUAUGUAUACUGACCGAAACGUAUCAGUGAAUAUACAUAUGACUAAUGAUAGACAUUGACAGUGCUACUGAUAGUGAGUGGUACAAUCAGGACAACAGAUACUGACAGCUUCUGAACUGGUACACGUGUGUCGUAGGAUUCAUAUUCCCGUCUGCACCUGUGGUGUUAAGGUUUUGUGGGAAAAACACUAAGAAGGCUUAUUUCUAGCAUCCAUCAGAUAGAACAGUUGGACAGUCCGACAUAAUACCUUCUUAACAACAGCCACACGGGAGAGCCAGUGUGCCAACAUCUACAUGCGAUAAAACAUUAUGUGGAACUGGAACAACGCGUGUAUCGUUGUUUUCCUGUAUAGCUAUUGGAUUGAGCCCUGUACCAGCAGCGGCAAUGUGUCUGUACAUCUACUGGAAUACCACAAGUCAUCAGACACAGGAUGCAAGGGAGGACUCUUUUCAUCUCAUCCCUGUGAUCCACUGUUCACCUUUUGUCUCAAGGGUUUGUCCAAUAAAGUAUACUGCACAAAGAUGAGCGACAAAUACGAGGGCACACGGGACGUCAAAUUUGGGACUAGCAUUAAUGGCGGAAUAGCCAAUCCCAUCGACAAGCCGUUUACUUCGUUACAGACAGGCGCUGUGUUUGAGGCAAAAGUUGGUGAUGAUUACUGGCUGUCAAACACACCACUUCCUCUAGAUGACAUGACGACAUCUCUACCGCCGUCUCACAAUGGCACAACCACCACUCUCACUGACAAAGAUGCAAGGUUAACUCUGACCAUCACUGUGACCUGUGACCCCCACUACUACGGACCCAGGUGUUCUGUCCUGUGUGACCCAGGACCAGCUGAUCACUACACGUGUGACCCGGAUGGGACGAAGAGGUGCGUUAAAGGUUAUAGCGGAAUUCGAAGUUCCUGCCAACAAACACCUUGUCACAAUGUUGCCUGCCUCAAUGGAGGAAAGUGUAGAGUAGUUGGGUCCACAUUCCACUGUUCUUGUCCUACAGGAUUUAACGGCACGCAUUGUGAGACAACCCUGUGCACAAAGAACACAUGUCAAAAUCAAGGAACGUGUCACUAUUCUGGAUCAAAGGUCACCUGUUCCUGCAAACCUGGAUUUAACGGCGUACAUUGUGAGACAACCCCCUGCACAAGGAAUCCGUGUCAGAAUCAAGGAACGUGUCACUUUUCUGGAUCAAAGGUCACGUGUUCCUGUAAAUCUGGAUUUAACGGUACUCUUUGUGAGACAACACCCUGCACAAGGAAUCCAUGUCAGAAUCAAGGAACGUGUCGCUUUUCUCGAUCAAAGGUCACGUGUUCCUGCAAACCUGGAUUUAACGGUACACAUUGUGAGACAACCCCCUGUACAAAGAAUCCAUGUCAGAAUCAGGGAACGUGUCACUUUUCUGGAUCAAAAGCCAACUGUUCCUGUAAACCUGGAUUUAACGGUACACAUUGUGAGACAACCCCCUGUACAAAGAAUCCAUGUCAGAAUCAGGGAACGUGUCACUUUUCUGGAUCAAAAGCCACCUGUUCCUGUAAACCUGGAUUUAACGGUACACAUUGUGAGACAACCCCCUGUACAAAGAAUCCAUGUCAGAAUCAAGGAACGUGUCACUUUUCUGGAUCAAAAGCCACCUGUUCCUGUAAACCUGGAUUUAACGGCGUACAUUGUGAGACAACCCCCUGUACAAGGAAUCCAUGUCAGAAUCAAGGAACGUGUCACUUUUCUGGAUCAAAGGUCACGUGUUCCUGUAAAUCUGGAUUUAACGGUACUCUUUGUGAGACAACACCCUGCACAAGGAAUCCAUGUCAGAAUCAAGGAACGUGUCACUUUUCUGGAUCAAAGGUCACCUGUUCCUGUAAACCUGGAUUUAACGGUACUCUGUGUGAGACAACCCCCUGUACAAAGAAUCCAUGUCAGAAUCAAGGAACGUGUCACUUUUCUGGAUCAAAGGUCACGUGUUCCUGUAAAUCUGGACUUAACGGUACUCUUUGUGAGACAACCCCCUGCACAAGGAAUCCAUGUCAGAAUCAAGGAACGUGUCACUUUUCUGGAUCAAAGGUCACCUGUUCCUGUAAACCUGGAUUUAACGGUACUCUGUGUGAGACAACCCCCUGCACAAGGAAUCCAUGUCAGAAUCAAGGAACGUGUCACUUUUCUGGAUCAAAGGUCACGUGUUCCUGUAAACCUGGAUUUAACGGUACACAUUGUGAGACAACCCCCUGUACAAAGAAUCCAUGUCAGAAUCAGGGAACGUGUCACUUUUCUGGAUCAAAAGCCACCUGUUCCUGUAAACCUGGAUUUAACGGUACACAUUGUGAGACAACCCCCUGUACAAGGAAUCCAUGUCAGAAUCAGGGAACGUGUCAUAUUGUUAGGUCGAAGGCCACCUGUUCCUGUAAACCUGGAUUUAACGGUACUCUUUGUGAGACAACCCCCUGUACAAAGAAUCCAUGUCAGAAUCAAGGAACGUGUCACUUUUCUGGAUCAAAGGCCACCUGUUCCUGUAAACCUGGAUUUAACGGCGUACAUUGUGAGACAACCCCCUGUACAACGAAUCCAUGUCAGAAUCAAGGAACGUGUCAUAUUGUUAGGUCGAAGGCCACCUGUUCCUGUAAACCUGGAUUUAACGGCGUACAUUGUGAGACAACCCCCUGCACAAAGACUCCAUGUCAGAAUCAAGGCACGUGUCAUUUUGUCGGGUCGAAAACCACCUGCUCCUGUCCAUCUGGAUUUAACGGCAUCCACUGUGAGAUAACUCCCUGUACAAAGAAUCCAUGUCAGAAUCAAGGAACGUGUCACUUUUCUGGAUCAAAGGCCACCUGUUCCUGUAAAUCUGGAUUUAACGGCACCCACUGUGAGAAAACUCCAUGUACAAAGAAUCCAUGUCAAAAUCAAGGAAAAUGUCACUAUUCCGGAUCAAAGGUCACCUGUUCCUGUAAAUCUGGAUUUAACGGUACACAUUGUGAGACAACCCCCUGUACAAAGAAUCCAUGUCAGAAUCAAGGAACGUGUCACUUUUCUGGAUCAAAAGCCACCUGUUCCUGUAAACCUGGAUUUAACGGCGUACAUUGUGAGACAACCCCCUGUACAAGGAAUCCAUGUCAGAAUCAAGGAACGUGUCACUUUUCUGGAUCAAAGGUCACCUGUUCCUGUAAAUCUGGAUUUAACGGUACUCUUUGUGAGACAACACCCUGCACAAGGAAUCCAUGUCAGAAUCAAGGAACGUGUCACUUUUCUGGAUCACAGGUCACCUGUUCCUGUAAACCUGAAUUUAACGGUACACAUUGUGAGACAACCCUCUGUACAAGGAAUCCAUGUCAGAAUCAGGGAACGUGUCACUUUUCUGGAUCAAAGGUCACCUGUUCCUGUAAACCUGGAUUUAACGGUACUCUGUGUGAGACAACCCCCUGUACAACGAAUCCAUGUCAGAAUCAAGGAACGUGUCACUUUUCUGGAUCAAAGGCCACCUGUUCCUGUAAACCUGGAUUUAACGGCGUACAUUGUGAGACAACCCCCUGUACAAAGAAUACAUGUCUGAAUCAAGGAACGUGUCAUAUUGUUAGGUCGAAGGCCACCUGUUCCUGUAAACCUGGAUUUAACGGCGUACAUUGUGAGACAUUCCCCUGCACAAAGAAUCCAUGUCAGAAUCAAGGCACGUGUCAUUUUGUCGGGUCGAAAACCACCUGCUCCUGUCCAUCUGGAUCUAACGGCACCCACUGUGAGAUAACUCCCUGUACAAAGAAUCCAUGUCAGAAUCAAGGAACGUGUCACUAUUCCGGAUCAAAGGUCACCUGUUCCUGUAAAUCUGGAUUUAACGGAUUGCUCUGUGAUACGCCGUCAAACACAAAGAAGGUCACUGCAUCGUCGACUCUUGAAACAGUAGGGACUCCCUCAAACUCUCCUCCAACAGGUUGUCCCCACAACAUCAGUAACUGUGUGUUCGCGGAGUGUCCAUAUCCGAACCCUGCGCGAUGUGUGCGUUGUCAGGCUGGCUACACGCAGGUUGAAGGAAGAUGCAUGGCCUGUCCAUCCCGAACCCCCAUCCUGCACUGUGAGGAAGAGGCAUCAUCCGGAUGUCUGUUCAGGUGGUGCCGUAGGUGCGAGCAGGGAUUCUACCGGGAAGCUUCUGCUUGUGAAGUGUGUCCCCGUCUCCACGCCGGAUGUCGGGAUCACGUCUGCUCCUCUACUGAUGACGUCAGAUGUGUCAGUUGUCAUCCGGGCUUCUUCCUGGCUGGAGGCUACUGCAAGGAAUGCCCUUCCCAAAACCCAACAUGCGACGAAGUCAUCUGUAGUGAUGCCAAUGACGUGACAUGUACCAAGUGUAAAGAUGGAUACUUAGAAGUAGACGGACAAUGUAUUCUGUGUCCGUCAACGAGCCUGAUCCCUGACUGUGUGGACGUCGUCAGAGACGGCUGCUUCAAACACUGGUGUAGGAAGUGUGCUCCUGGCUUCUUCAUCAGCGGAACAGUUUGUGAUGUUUGCCCCCUACCGGAUGUGGGCUGUGAGCUGGCGGAGUGUAAUUCCACCCAAUACUCGCAAUGUGCCAGAUGUUUCCAUGGCUACGACUUACAAGGUGGAACGUGCACGCAUUCCCAUGGUAACGAAUCAAUCACUACUUCAACCCGGUGCUUGGACAGCCCACACGUCAACUGUGCCUCCCUACAGUCAUCUCUCAAAGUCUGCUCAGAACCGAGUACGGCCUGUCGCUACUGCCCUCGAUACUGCAACAUGUGUCACACGUGUACACAAGGCGUGCCUAUCAUUGGAUGAUGAAAAAGCGAGUGUGUGAGUGAGUUGUGUUUUAAGCUGCUCUGCGCAGUAUUUCAGUGACAUCGCGAUGCGAGCUUGUUGUGGGGGGAAAUCUCGAAGUGAUGCAUAUCUUCAGUGUUUAUCAG
This is a messenger RNA of Haliotis rufescens (red abalone), 4933 nucleotides long. Its product is annotated as neurogenic locus notch homolog protein 1-like. Gene Ontology annotation, molecular function: Notch binding. NCBI's taxonomy places the organism in Eukaryota, Metazoa, Mollusca, Gastropoda, Lepetellida, Haliotidae. The coding region runs from base 348 to 4808 and encodes 1486 amino acids. Gene Ontology annotation, biological process: cell communication; Notch signaling pathway. The record is from RefSeq and is a predicted model, not a curated record. The transcript has 14 exons. Gene Ontology annotation, cellular component: membrane.